AUGCCGUACUCUCCUUCUCCUUCCUGCCCGGGCGGAGCGUGUGCUUCCGGGCCGGGAGCCGGGCAGCAGGCUCCGUCGCAGGCCCACUCAGGCGAGGGCUCCGGGGCCAAGAUGAACUACAUGCCGGGGACGGCCAGCCUCAUCCAGGACAUCGACAAGAAACAUUUGGUUCUCCUCAGAGAUGGUAGGACGCUGAUUGGGUAUUUGCGCAGCAUCGACCAGUUUGGUAAGCCCUUAAAAGUUUACCUUACUUUUUUGGGUGGCGGACUUUGCAAAGCUAUCCAAAGAUGCCCAGCUAUCCAAAGGAAAAUGUCAUAUUUACUUGAGUCUCAUGGUCACCAUUUUUGACAAAAUUACCUUGUC
Messenger RNA from Anolis sagrei ordinatus, 363 nucleotides. The record is from RefSeq and is a predicted model, not a curated record. Lineage: Eukaryota; Metazoa; Chordata; Lepidosauria; Squamata; Anolidae.